This is a messenger RNA of Anoplopoma fimbria (sablefish), 1549 nucleotides long. RefSeq names its product regulator of G-protein signaling 5. Bases 783 to 1268 code for a protein of 161 amino acids. The transcript has 5 exons. The record is from RefSeq and is a predicted model, not a curated record. Lineage: Eukaryota; Metazoa; Chordata; Actinopteri; Perciformes; Anoplopomatidae.
UAAUAUUGUACAUUACAUUACAGUCAUUUAGCAGACGCUUUUAUCCAAAGCGACUUACAAUAAGUGUAUUCAACAUUACAAUGUACAAUGAUAUAGAGAUAAGAAUUGACUGCUGAGAGCCACAUAGGUGAAUUACCAAAUUAAGAAAAGUUUCAAGUCAUAACAAAUGAGAAAAAGGAAGAAGGAAAGAAGACAAGCAAUAUAGUGGUAUGUUGCUUAUUGCAGAGGGGCUGAAUUAAAUGACAUGUUGGGUGUUAUGUCUUAUUUUGCCCACAUCCUUCGACAUUCAACACUCACUUCUACAUCCUACAGUCCUCUGACUCUCCAGAGAUCAGUGAUGACAUCAGCCCACCUGCUCCCCUCUCAUCACUUUAUUCUCUUGUGAUAAAACACUCAAAAUGUCGGUCUAGUUUUAUUUUAGGAUUGUCUUUUAAGACAAGUACUGAUGCCUGACCACACACACAAUGGAGUUCCCACUGCUUUAAUUUUCCCAUUAUAUGUGCCGAGUCGCUUUCUAUCUCCUGUUGACAGGCCUGCGUCGUCAGUAAGCACGUACACCACCUCUCUCAUUCACCUCUAUUCACUCUAAUCCCAUCUCUUCACCCGCUGCUCCGAGGGGAGCAGAUUGAAGGAUCAGAUAGCAGACAGGUAGGCCAUAUAAAUAAGCAGCACACUGGUUUGGGAGUCUGACUCAUAAACUCUGAAUAAAUUGCCUCCUGUGAUCAAAUACUGCACAGGCUGUUCAUUUUACCGUUGCAGGUUUUCUCAAACUACACGCCUCGAUGUGUAAAGGGCUCUCCUCACUGCCCUCAUCAUGCCUGGAGAAGGCAAAAGAGAUGAGGGUGAAGUUAAGCCAUCUGGGGGAAACGCACCACAAGCAAAAGGUUCAGGAUGGAAAAGCUCUUCAGGACCUGGAAACUCUGCUGAACAGCAAAAGUGGUCGGCAGGCGUUCCGUGAUUUCCUGCGUUCAGAGUUCAGUGAGGAGAACCUGGAGUUCUGGCUGGCCUGUGAGGACUACAGGGUUGCCUCUUUAAACCUGCAGAAGACCAAGUCCAGCGGCAUCUACAGCCAGUUCAUCAACCCUGACGCUCCAAAGGAGGUCAACUUGGAUGCUGAGACCCGGGAGGCUCUGUUGAGUGUGACGGACUCUCCGUGUGCCAACACAUUCAACAACGCUCAGCAGAGAAUCUACAACUUGAUGGCCAAAGACUCCUUCCCGAGGUUCCUGCGCUCCCCUCACUGCAUGGAGGCCAUCAAAGCUCUCUAAACGUGCACUGUUCCUUACCACAGACCUGCUUUAGAAACAGGUGCUGAUGAAUCUGUACUGCUUGUUGUGCUGAUAGUAUUUUACCACUUAGUUUAGCAACUAGUUUGUUUUGUGAUUGUUUUCCAUAUGGCAGUGAUGUCUUAAUGCAUGCUGUUAGUCGUCUCACAUAUAAAACCUCAAAUCAUGAAGCUCACAUAUAGACGGACCUGCAUUUCACCGCUGGACUGCAUAAGAUAUAAGUGACAUCCACAAAGGAUUUAAAUAAAUACCUCAUAAAAGAC